This is a messenger RNA of Amoebophrya sp. A25, 5696 nucleotides long. NCBI's taxonomy places the organism in Eukaryota, Dinophyceae, Syndiniales, Amoebophryaceae. The record is from the annotation of a GenBank genome assembly.
AUUUCGCAAUCGGUGCUGUCUAAUUGUAUUAUUCCAAUCGGCGAUAGUAGAUCUUCAUCAUGGUAACAUCAAAAACAAGAAGAUAAAUCAUGCAUAUGCGCAUCAUGAUUUAGGGACAAGAUGAAUGCCGUGCGUAGAUUUGUUGCGUGCUAAGUGGUUGCAAUCCUGUUGCUGUCUCUCCAGGAGCUGCUACCCCAUCCUGUCCGCGUCGUGCGUGUCUCCAGAACUGACGAAGAAGAGCGAAUAAGAUGUCCUCUUCUACCCCCGUUCAGCGCGCUAGCAGGGCGCAGCCUUCUGUCGAAUUCGGGUAUGUGUCGCUCAUUGAGCAGGAAAUUGAGAGCGAAAAACUAUCCGCGGGUACUCGUUUAACCGAGGUGAUUUCCACUUUUGGCCGAUUAGGUCUGGGUAUCGGCUUCGGCUAUGAGGAUUAAGGAAGAGGUUGGUGAAACAAGAAUACUAGAAAUGCUACUUGCUACGAACAUGUCUGUGUGAUACCCUAAUUAUAACCAAACAGCGGACACAGCGCUGAAACCUAAUAAUCAAACACAGCAACAGCAAGCAUAGACUUACUUAAAUGGAAGAUACUUCUCCCCGUUUUCGUCCUCACCCUUGUGACUAUGCUGGUUCUUACUUCAAUCGUCGUUGCUCUUGCUUGAGAUGCUGUAGUUUUAGGUUGCCUUAGAGUAGAUCAAUCGUUACCUCAAGUUGAGCAUGCUAUUACUUAGAAGCAAGAUACUACAUGAAUGUGCAUGAACAUAUUGUAGCAGGCACACCCUUGGAAAAAGGGGACUUGACUUGACGACAAAGAUGCGAUUAUCAUUCGACUCUAUCUAAUGUGAACAGGUUCGCAACGGGCUGAUAAAGAUUCCGGAGAUUUUCAGCAGAGGAGCAUCGUCCCUGUUUUCCAGGUCAGCUGCAUGUGAUGCUGGUGAUGAGAACACAGCAUCUCCAGAUGCACGAACAUUAUCAUGGCAUCCUAGUCCAUCCCUCAAACAUACUAACAAACCAGAACCACUUCUAAGUAUAAAUUAAUAAUAACAUCAACGAAACAGACACACCAGUCAGGAGGAAAUCCCGACAAAUUGAAAGCCUCAAAAAAUAAGUCACUCAGUACGAUAAAGAAGUUCUUAAACUUGACAAAAUAGCACUAGAAGAAAUCAAGGAGUAUGCAUGGAGGGGAUGGAUUGUGGAUCGUUUCAACAUUCGCUCUAGGCGCAGCCGCAGGGCCCUCAAUUUCUUCCGAUAUCCAUAAUGGAAGUACUAGGGCAGCAACAGCAUCUACUUCACCUGCGUCGUUCCUCGGAAUGCAUGGGAGUCGCUUAUCUCCGAAUCGUAUCGUGGACAUAUUUUAAGGCUUCCCCGCAUGCAUGGAUACGUGUUUGAUGUCCAUCUAAAGCAAACAAGAUUAUUUUCAGAAGCAGGGCAGGGGCAGGGUUAUUCCGAGAUCGUCGUAUAGUAACUCUACGAAAAAAAUCCAUCUACAUCGGGCCCUCGUUUCACAUUACAUAUGGAUAUGUUCACUCAGAAGCAUGAUCACGCUCUUGGAACAAGAGUGUUGUGAAUAGAUGAAAUUAGUACUACCUCCAAGCUCGCUGUAGUUUCUUGUUCUCAGGAGAUUGGGCUCGGGGUAAGGUCUAAAUAUCUGUCCGGAAAGAGGGAUGGCUGCGCCAGAGUCAGAUCCGGGAGCUCCUGCAUUUAGCCCAUGCGCUUCCUGGUCUAACCAUGGUCCAGCUUUGCACGUCAGUCGCAGCUGUUCAUAGCGGUCUUCUUGAUAUGCUAUGGGGUUUAAAGGGCUUUUCACACAUACAUUGCUAUAAAACUAAGUACAACGACUAAACUAACAGACACAGCCAGGAGGAGAUCCCGACAAAUAAAGUACCCCAUAAUUCUCUACCACGCUGAAAAUAGAAUGAAACUUUCUGCGUCCUUCUUAUCUUUCUCCUUCGGUGUUGAUAAUGAGACAACCUCGCUGCAGGUACAAUUGAGUAGCAAGUCAAAACAACUUAUUGAUAUUGUUAUUAAUUUGAUGUUCGUGACGCAUUUCGAUUACGAAAGUGGCAUUUAGAUUUAUUGCAUUUGAUUGUUGAUGAUCAUCAUGUGCCACCUAACGAUUCUAAUGAUGGAGCUUUGCUAUCUGCGAUGCUUCUCAUCGUUCCCGGUGCAGUGCUUUCGGCUUUCGUAGGUGCUCUCCUCAGCUCUGUGCUAGUCUUUCCGUUGGAGAAUAACAAGCUUUUUCGAGGAGGGCCGAGUUAUACAGUUAGGUUCUUGAUCGUGAACAAGACAGAACUAGAAGAUGCAUCAUAUUUCCAAACUGGUGGCGGAAAUCUUACUCACUGAGGAUGUAUUUCUAUGUAUCCGUAUUAUAUUUUGCACUGGACAAACUACUGGUAGGUUAGGUACAAUUACUACUUUUUCCUUGUUAGUAGAGGAGACGUCGAGCAUCAUGUGAAACAAACUAUGUCUUGAAAAAGCAUAGUGACAUCAAGCGAAGUAGUUUGUUGUCUUUAUUGUGAUUUCAACGACGAAGAAAAGUGCUAUUGGUCGUUCUUGGUAAGUGCAAGCUCUAAAACGAGCGCCUUGGGUCAUCUCGCUUUCUCGGAUGAGAAUUUGAGAAGGACGUCACCGAUUUCCAUGGUGGCGCAAGAGCAAGCAAGUCGAGAGCAUACACUGCUCCUAGGUCCGCAUGUUAACGACCACUAUUUGGUUGUACAACCAACAAAUGCAGACCAGUACCAGUUCCACCAGACUGCUAGUACAAACAACACAAAUCCACCCAGUACAGGAGCAGGCUUUUUCGGUGAAGUCUCGCCUAGUAGUACUACAGUAGCCAACUGCUCGAGCACAGUCGCGAACGCGAUGGCCCUAUUCUUGAUUCAUGCAGGUGGGAAUCUUUUCAACGGUACUAUUGCGAAGGGCGAGAAUCAGACCACGUCUGCAAAACCGACACCUUCAGGAGUAUACCUAGCGGCCAAGGCCAAUUCUACUGGUGCUGACGUCCAAGUCCAAAAGCCGGUCGUGGGGAUGGUGCCAAGCAACCUCGAGGAUUUCCCAAAAGAAAUACCUAGCACAACAGGUGAUCUAGGACACCUCCGACAGCACAACGAUAAGACUUCUAGCAGUCCAGUAGGGUCAGCGUCAGAGGGUGAGAUGAUAGUGAAAAACGAAGAACUUCCAAUUCGAGGAGAGCAACAUAUUAGAGGGGCUGCAGAACGGGGAGCAGCAACAAGGAGCAGCGGGGACUCUUCACGAGGACGGGACGAAGAGGAGCACCAUGAGGAUGACCCAAGCGGGGACUACUACUUUAGCGUGGCUGCGCAUGGCAGUUUCGUUUGUUUCACGGGUAUCGCGCUCGAGAAAGCGACGAAACUGACCCUGGCCUUCUCCAGGGACCGCCAACAUUAAGGCUACAAGAAAUCCAACCAUCUCUACAUGCAUCCUGGUCCCGUUUUUAAAGGGAAAAGGGGCACGAGGAUGCUGCUGAAGAUGGAUUUAUGGUAGGUCUAACAACAGAAGAUAGCGUGGGUUCUGGGUUUCGUGGCUAUUCUGCUAGUGUCUGAGCAGAUAUACAUUUUGCGUUUCCUCGCGGUACCCUUUGUUUUAUCGAUUGUAUUCUUCACAGAUUUCCUCGCUUGGCUCGAAUCUAGGAUAGGCUGGCGAGAAGGCUACACAGGCGCAGACGGCGCGUCGAGUGAGGCAAGUCGCUACUCUGACCAGGGUCGUGUUGCAAGGAGUACUACGUAUAGAAUUUUUACCUAAUUUUUUGUUCAUCAGGAAUGCAACUUCUGUCUUCAUUAUGAGGGAAAAAAGUAAAAGUUUACAAAGCUUAUGAAACAGUUACAGUGAGUCUGAGUCCGUUGUCAUGAAGACAACUAGUAGACAUUCUCCCGGAGUACGCGCAGGUUCCAUGUUCGGUGAAGCCAGCAGUAGCAGACGCGGGCAGCAACAGUCUAGGACACAGGGCUCGCCUCUGCCUAUGGCUACAUUUUCUCGAUCUGGUCAUCAAACCUUUCAUCCUUCUAGAUCUAGUCCUAGUACCUACUAGAAAUAUUCUAGUUGGUAAGCAUUUCAAGGAUAUGACUAAGAGGAAACUACCACACUCAGCAAAGUUUGUACGUAAUCAAACAAGAUGAAUUUGAAUAGCACCUCUAAUUCACUGAUGCACGAAGAUUCGGACGAUGCUGGGUACAUUUCCCUCUACCGCGAUCAAGGUGGAGCGCCACCCACGUUGAUCUCUGUACAGCGUGGCGCAGAGAGUAGUGAUGACAGUCAAAGCGCCGGACUCCUAGACGCAGAUCGCGAUUAUCUAGUUUCGUACAAGGAAGAAACGGGAUACGUACUCUUCGGAUUCUUCAUUUAGGACGAAACAUCAGGAGGGAGAAACUGCAACUGGGCUCUGAUGUCUCUGCAUCGGCACAAGAAUGCAUUUGAAAUGAUGCAUGGUUGAAGUACUAGCAUCUUGAGAAAUAUAACGUCAGUCCGUGCUAGAAGUAGUUGUACAACUCAGACAUAGUCAAGAAUUAGUACUAGAAUACUUACUGUCUCUGUCAUCGAAAUUGAUCGUCAAUAGAUUGAAACUCAACUACAUAUCAAGCAGAAAAAAUACAUCGUCUUUUAGUAAAUGACUUUGCCGCUUUUUCUAAUUUGAAGUUCUAUUUGCCUCAUCUUGGUUGCUCUCGCUGACCACUGACCUGGCAGAUUGCGGUAGCUACCUGCGGAGCGGCGUGGUGCUGUUUGCAAGUGGUGAAUGGAUUGAGACGCUGCCGAUACUCUUGUGCGAAAGAGCUGUCCCGAAACUUAAGCUUCAUCGUCCGAGUACUUGCUGUUCUAGUUGUGCUUGCGAUGAAUCAAAGACUUUAAAAAGUGAGGUUUGAUGUUAAGUACUACAGACCCACAAACUGGCUGAACAUGAUGUUUACCUUGACGUGACGAGUUACAAAUAGUUCAUCAAAUGCGGUGAGCAUAAGGAAAUGAGCAGGACCUAUGUAUGAACCUAGUUGAGUCUUUAUUUUCUCAAUCUCAAAGAACAAUACAAGUUUGUAUAAUCAAAUCCUCUACCACGUCUAAACGAAACAUCUUUUUGCUGGGUCUGGUCACCUCAAGGCUACUUCCAAGUGCUUCUUCACGAUUGCUGGCAGUAAAUGCGGCAGCGUUCGCGAGAAGCUAUGUGCAGUACAAAGCAAAAAAUAACUUGCUCUCCGCCGUUGUAAAAGGUCUCGUCUUAUGAAACAGUCAUGUGUAUUACUUCCAGAUUUUGAUUUUCUCUAUUGCGUGGAUAGGUGCUGUCACUACACCAGUGAAAAAUCGAUCAUCAUUUUGUAGCAGGCAUGCAAAAUAUGUAUUAUCUUCUCUGCUGCUCUGAAUCUUCAUUCUAUGGUGCCUGGUGCGUUGCUUUACCCGGUUUGCUCUUGAUGUGGGCGGCGCUUCCUUUCUGGAGUCAAAGCCGCGAAUUGCUGAAGACGCGUGAGAGGAAAAUAGCGAAUCUCCACGGCUGUGUCGCGGGCUUCGUCGCUGGUUCAGCAACAUCCCUCAUGCUUCAAGCGAUUGAGCGCGAGGACAAUGUCAACCGGCAGCUGAAAACGGCAGUCAUCGUCCUUCUUGGCGGAUGCCGCUACUACAUCGCUAGCGUCAAAGAACGUAGCAUACUGCUUGCUGGCGGUCUCUUCUGGCUCAUCUGGAACAUCAUCUGCCAUUUCUAA